CACACCUCAAAACUCAAAUAUUAGCAUGUUGCCCAGCUUUCAUUGUCUUCUUGCAAUCCGAGCACGUAGGUCUCGUGUUGACGAGUGAUCAUUCAUAUUCAACUCACAUUAUCCCGCCUAUAUAUACGUUUAUGAUUACAGCUAACUAGCUUCUACAAUAACACACUGAACUGAGAUCUUCUCAUUCAAAACAAAGUUAUACAUUGGAAUAGUCUUUUAAAGUUCUGUAGAAACUAUUUCACGGUCGGUUUUUUAAAGAUGAGUAACAAGUUAUAUUUUCGAACUGGCUUCUACCAUCAAAUCGGGGAAAUAGAAUCAAAACUUUAAAAAACCAAUGGAUUAAUCUAGUACUCCACUCAUAACAUUAUAAAUACACAACCCGUUUGCGCCAUUCGUGUUGACUGUUUUGUCCACAAGAGGUGGCCGUUUUCACUUACCCUUUUGGGUUUUUUCUCUUGUGCAGUGACUGUUUUCUCUAAUUACCCGUUGGUGUCCAGUUCCCAAAAUAUCCACCGGAAGCGUGUAAGUGUCGGUUUACGCCGCUUUGGCGAUAUUCCAUGUUCUCCAUGUAAUGAUAUGCGUCAAUUAACCACCAUUAUAGUGAAAAUAGCACUGGCGUAUCACCAUUGAACUUGUAAAAUUGGGAACGAGUGGAACGAGUUGUAUAAUCUAUGAGUUGUAUACUAUUUUAAUUAACUAGUAGAAGAACGCACUAAAAUGUUUGCUGAACGGUGUGUGAGAUAUUGGUUUACGAAACAAGUGUCAGUAUGUUUAUUUCAAGUAUUCAUGAACGCUCGAAGCCUUGUGGAGUUACCGCAGCUUUAAAAUAAAUGCAGGUCAAUCAGAAGUCACGUAUUUGCCACUUGACCUGGGAGAGAGGUCAGUUCGCAAUCUCAUCGGGCGGCCAUGGCGGCGUCUGCUAUUCCAGUUGUUGAUUUCCAGAAGUACGGACUGAAUGUAGCGGACCCUACAUCCGUGGCGAGUGAAGUUUUGGAGACUACGGCCAGGGAGAUAUAUGAUGCCUUCAGUACAAUUGGCUUUGUGUACCUGAUGAAUCAUGGCGUUCGUCAGAGGCUGGUGGAUGACAUGUUCACGGCGUCCAAGUCCUUCUUUGAUCAACCUGUGGAGGAGAAGAGGAAGUGUGCUCGAGUCCACACAGACCAUGGUGAUCAUGGCUGGGUUGCCCUGGAGAGCGAAUCGCUGAAUCCCGAGCGACAGACUGGAGACCUGAAGGAAGCGUUCAACUUUACGCCAAGGAAUGAUGGGGCGUGGCCGGCGGAUGUUCCCAAAUUUAAGUCAACUUUCGUAUCCUUCUUCGAUGACUGCACACAGCUGACAGAGCGAGUCCUUGAUGUCCUGUCUAUCGGCCUCAAACUUCAGGAUCGCUAUUACCUGCGUGAGUGUCACAACCUGAUGGGCAAGAAGGGCGGCGCCACCACUCUCAGAAGUCUGUACUACCCCCCUGUGUCUGGAACCGUGAAAUCAGGUCAAAUUCGCUGUGGAGAACAUACCGACUACGGAACAAUAACGCUGCUGUUCCAGGAUGACGUUGGGGGCUUAGAGGUGAUGAAUACUGACGAUGUGUAUGUUCCGGCCCAGCCUGUCCCUGGCACCAUCGUGGUCAACAUUGGUGACCUCAUGCAGCGAUGGACUGGAGAUCAGCUUAAAGCCACAAAACACCGGAUCCUGAUUCCUGAAUUGGAACUGAAGAAACAUCAGAGUCGACAAUCAAUUGCUUUCUUUGUCAACCCUAAUAAUGACACCGUGAUUAAAUGUCUAGAUGGUUCAGACAAAUAUGAACCAAUCUCGUGCCUGGAUUAUCUGAACUAUAAGUUCAGUCUGACUUUUUAGUUAUCGAGGAAGCACUUGACGUCAUUGUUUGAGAAAAUGGAGGGUAGUUUUAAACGAUUGUCCAUUUAUUGUUUUUAACGUUUCACCAUGUGCAUUUCAUCGCCUCCUUUAACACCGUGGUGAUCCUAGGAGAUAAAGGGACAAGUAAUAUGAUCAUACUGAUCAUGAUAUGCAUUGAGUGAGUGAGCUUGGUUUUACGCCGCUUUUAGCAAUAUUCCAGCAAUAUCACGGCGGGGGACACCAGAAAUGGGCACAUUGUACCCAUGUCGGGAAUCGAACCCGGGUCUUCGGCGUGACGAGCGAACGCUUUAACCACUAGGCUACCCGACCGCCCCUUGAUAUGCAUUGAGCAACAUUUGAUGUAUAUGAGGUAAGAUAGAUUUGAGAAUAAUGUAAACUUCUUGUGUAUUAAAUCUUGAUCAGAAACUGUC
Messenger RNA from Haliotis rufescens (red abalone), 2282 nucleotides. Its product is annotated as proline hydroxylase buaE-like. The transcript is spliced from 8 exons. NCBI's taxonomy places the organism in Eukaryota, Metazoa, Mollusca, Gastropoda, Lepetellida, Haliotidae. The record is from RefSeq and is a predicted model, not a curated record. Bases 907 to 1851 code for a protein of 314 amino acids. Gene Ontology annotation, molecular function: dioxygenase activity.